AUGACGGACCGAGCACGUCUCAUCUCAGCCUUGAUUUGGUUGUGCACGCUCUUCGGGUUAUGCAACGCUUCGCAGAUAUACCAGAGGCUGAUAUAUAACGCGCUCUAUGGGUUCUGGAAACUGUCACCGACGGAAGACGGCCGCGAUGUGUUCACGAAUGGGAAAUCGGCGGAGUCGGAACUCGAGGGUCACAUCAACGACAUCCUCACUGGAGCUGCCUACUUUUUCACGCCCAAGGAAUCACGUCUCUUUUAG
Phytophthora megakarya is the source of this 255-nucleotide messenger RNA. NCBI's taxonomy places the organism in Eukaryota, Oomycota, Peronosporomycetes, Peronosporales, Peronosporaceae. The record is from the annotation of a GenBank genome assembly.